UGUGUUGGAAGUUGCGGGGAAUCGAGUCUGGGAGGCGGGUUCGUUUUCAGAGACCCUGCUAGCAGCUAGGAGGAAAACUCCCGCUGAGGAGCCUAUAGAUGUCUCAUAUGGAUCUGGCGUUGGACCCGGUUGACCAUGACCUGCUGGGCUUCCUGCUAGAGGAAAGCGGAGGUUUGGUGGCGGCGCCCGAUGAGGCCUUGGCGGCUCCGCUGGGUUGGGAGCUGCCACUUUUUGAGGCUCUGAGUAAUUGGGACGUAGAGGAUUUCCUGAGCUGCCUGCCGAGUCCCCCAGCAUCGUUGAACGUUUUCAGCAACUCUAACUCCUGUCUUGUCCACCAUGAUCACACCUAUUCUCUCUCACAGGAGCAUGUCUCCAUAGAUCUAGAUAAUGAGAGAUAUGGAGAAGAGGGGGCUCAGAUGACUCCACUGCAUGUGGAGGAGCCGGCAGAGCAGGAACCCCAGGAGAUUGCUAGGCUAAUACUGACUGAGGAGGAGAAGAGGCUCUUGGAGAAGGAGGGGCUUACCCUGCCUGGGACGCUUCCUCUCACUAAGAUGGAGGAACAAGUUCUGAAACGAGUGCGGAGGAAGAUUCGAAACAAAAAGUCUGCUCAAGAGAGCCGCAGGAAGAAGAAGGUGUAUGUGGGGCGUUUAGAGAGCAGGGUCCUGAAAUACACAGCCCAGAAUCUGGAGCUACAGAACAAAGUACAGCUCCUAGAGGAAGAGAAUCUGUCCCUUUUGGAUCAGUUGAGGAGACUCCAGGCCAUCGUGAUUCAGACAGCAAACAAAGCCAGCAGCGGCAGCACCUGUGUCUUGGUCCUGCUGUUCUCUUUCUUUCUCCUUUUCGUACCUGUGAUGUACUCGUCGGACACAAGGGGGAGCCUGCCAGCUAAGCAUGGAGUGUUGUCCCGCCAGCUUCGUGCCCUCCCCAGUGAGGACCCUCCCCAGCUGGAGCUGCCUGCCCUGCAGUCAGAGGUACCAAAGGACAGCUUGGACCAUGAGCUCCAGGCUCCUAGCAAUUCUUGCUGCCUCUUCUAUCACAUGCCUCAAGCUCCUAGCGCAGAGCCUCCCCUGAAGUUGCCACUGCCUGACAGUUUCUCAACGUCCUCCUGCCCAGGUCCCAUCUCUCCCCUGCAUACAAAUCUCACAAGUGAGGGAGGAUGGCUCUCUACCCACAGCUCCACGUCUGUUAUCUUGCCGGGCAGAUAUUCAGGCUAGGUGUGAGGAUGUGGGGGCCUCAGUCAUGG
Molecule: messenger RNA, 1243 nt
Organism: Physeter macrocephalus (sperm whale)
Lineage: Eukaryota; Metazoa; Chordata; Mammalia; Artiodactyla; Physeteridae
Gene: CREB3
Product: cAMP responsive element binding protein 3
Exons: 10
Coding region: 99-1214 (371 amino acids)
Biological process (GO): regulation of transcription by RNA polymerase II
Cellular component (GO): nucleus
Molecular function (GO): DNA-binding transcription factor activity, RNA polymerase II-specific; RNA polymerase II cis-regulatory region sequence-specific DNA binding
Source: RefSeq, a predicted model, not a curated record